Dendronephthya gigantea is the source of this 502-nucleotide messenger RNA. RefSeq lists its product as uncharacterized. The record is from RefSeq and is a predicted model, not a curated record. The transcript has 3 exons. Bases 56 to 502 code for a protein of 148 amino acids. NCBI's taxonomy places the organism in Eukaryota, Metazoa, Cnidaria, Anthozoa, Malacalcyonacea, Nephtheidae.
UUUGCAAAACCCUGUCGAAGAAAAUUGGAUAGAGAAACUUCUUCUCCUUUAUACAAUGAAUAAAGUUUAUCCGUGCACCAUAUUUUAUUCAAGAUGUUCAAAUGAUGAUUGUGAGAACAAAUUGAUGGUUGGUGGUGAAGAAAUUGGAGUCAUCAACAUGAAAAAUUAUUUGAUUGCCCACGAAGUUCUUAGAGACUAUAUGUAUCACUUCUUGUAUGCAAGUUGUAGUUUGUACGCCUAUUUUGAAGUGUGGACCUCUCGGAUGCAGGAUGCUGAUCCAUCUCUUUGUGAAUACCCAUCAUAUAACCAACUACGUUAUGCUUGGUAUUCAUAUCUGAAGUUGUUGGACAUUGAUUACUCCGAUGGGAGUUGUUGCCCAGUGUGUGGUCCUACGCCUGAAACAGUUGUGUGUGAUGCCACCACAGUUUCGUUUCGACGUAAGAUGGUACUACAAGAGAACAUUGUCAACCCAACUGCCGAAAACAUACACGAAGGAAGAUAA